GCCCAUUACUAGAAUACGAAUACAAGCCAGCCCCAUCCUCCAGAAGUAGAAACCGGAGGAUACUGUAACACAGAUCCGACCCGAACUCUUCUAUUUGGACUGAAUCGGACUAGAAGCAGUAAACAGUAAACACACAGCGCAAUUUGAAUACACACAAGCUAUACAUACACAGUGCGUGUAUCUAUACAUAAUCAAUCGAGAGAUGUCAGGGCUUCCUCGAUCUUCGAGCGCGCCGCUAAGGAAUUCCGGCCUCCCUCCUCAAGAACUCCUCGACGAUCUCUGCAGCCGGUUUGUUUUAAAUGUCCCAAAAGAAGAUCAACAAUCGUUUGAGAGGAUACUGUUUCUUGUGGAAUAUGCACACUGGUUUUAUGAGGACAAUUCAGUUGAAAGAAAUCCUUCACUGAAGUCACUUUCGCUAAAGGAAUUCACCUCCCUCAUGUUUAACAGUUGUGAUGUUUUGAAACCCUAUGUCGCACACAUAGAUGACAUAUUCAAGGAUUUCACUUCAUACAAGGUUCGGGUUCCUGUAACAGGAGCCAUUAUUCUGGAUGAAACUUAUGAGCGGUGUUUACUAGUUAAAGGGUGGAAAGGAACAAGUUGGAGUUUUCCCCGUGGAAAAAAGAACAAAGAUGAGGAAGACCAUAAGUGUGCUGUUAGGGAGGUUUUGGAGGAAACAGGUUUUGAUUUUUCGAAAUUUCUUAACAAAGACGAGUACAUUGAAAUGAUAUUUGGUCAGCAGAGGGUGCGGCUCUACAUAGUUACUGGCGUGAAAGAUGAUACAGCAUUUGCUCCACUUACCAAAAAGGAAAUCAGUGAAAUAGCAUGGCAUCGGCUUGAUGAUCUUCAACCAGCUAAUAAUGAUGUAAUAUCCCGCGGGAUCACUGGUCUCAAGCUUUACAUGGUUUCACCAUUCUUGGCAUCUUUGAAGUCAUGGAUUUCAGCGCAUCAACCCCCUGUAGCACCAAAGCUCAAUGCACCCAUGAAAGGAAUUAGUGUCUGGAAGGCCAAGACAAGUUCUACAGGAAGCAGCGCAACAAUUGCGGAAUCUCUAGCUGUUAAGCCCAAGGCAAAUACUCAAUCUUCUGCUAUGGGCCCUGGAAGGAGCUUCAGAAAUUUCCGGUUUGAUACUGGACUUAUCUUUCAAGCGAUGGAAACAGCCUUCUCAUCCUGACUUGGCAUAUAAAACUGUAAUUAUGUAUCGUGAAGUGUUCGAUUUGCACAUAAUCUGGUUAGGUUUAGCUCUUGCACCAAUUCUGAUCAGUAUAUGUAAUCUGUUGUAGUACAUUGCAGUUUCACCCUCCUUUUAUGGCUUCAACCUUUUGUAGUGACUUAAAAAAGCUUACUGUAUUUAGAUAUGUUUAAUAUAAUACUCCCUCCGUCCCGGUUUACUGUUUA
Daucus carota subsp. sativus is the source of this 1395-nucleotide messenger RNA. RefSeq names its product mRNA-decapping enzyme subunit 2. Lineage: Eukaryota; Viridiplantae; Streptophyta; Magnoliopsida; Apiales; Apiaceae. The transcript has 8 exons. Bases 203 to 1171 code for a protein of 322 amino acids. Gene Ontology annotation, molecular function: RNA binding; manganese ion binding; 5'-(N(7)-methylguanosine 5'-triphospho)-[mRNA] hydrolase activity. Gene Ontology annotation, cellular component: cytoplasm. Gene Ontology annotation, biological process: deadenylation-dependent decapping of nuclear-transcribed mRNA; nuclear-transcribed mRNA catabolic process, nonsense-mediated decay. The record is from RefSeq and is a predicted model, not a curated record.